Molecule: messenger RNA, 5434 nt
Organism: Culicoides brevitarsis
Lineage: Eukaryota; Metazoa; Arthropoda; Insecta; Diptera; Ceratopogonidae
Gene: mtgo
Product: fibronectin type-III domain-containing protein 3A
Exons: 6
Coding region: 338-4624 (1428 amino acids)
Molecular function (GO): protein binding
Source: RefSeq, a predicted model, not a curated record
AAAACAGAGUCAGAGUUCAGUGAGUGUUUGUCCCGUGAAAACCCGAGAAAAAGGGAAAAAUUAAAGUGAAAAAUUGUCAAAAACUCUGUGCAAACGCAAGUGACGCCGUAAAACGGCAAAAUUCGUGUCUAAAGUAAAUUAAUUCAACAGUUAUCGAAAUAAAAAAAAUAUAUAUAAAAAUUUUGUGUAAAAAAAAUAAAUAAAUAAAAAAAUUGUGCUGUUAAAAAAUUAAUAAAAAAAUUCUAGAUUUUUUGUGAAAAAAAAAUAAUAAUAAAAUAAAAGUGUUAAAAGACAAAAAAUUAAAAAUAAACCGGAAAAAAAAUCGAACAAUAUUUCAAUGGUUAAAGCACCGGCGAAUUCGCCAGAUAAUUCGAAAAAUUAUCAAAAUCCGCAUCAACAGCAGCAAAAAGUUACCACAGUAACAACAGGACACUUUCAGCAACAUUCCCAACCAUUUAAUUUUCAGAGCGGCAAACACGGUAAGAAAUCCCGUCGUUUACAGCAAAACGUCGUCGCCGCCGCCGCAACGAUGGCAGAACCGCCAGGAGUGAGUUCAGCAGGUCCGACGCUCCUCGUGACGACAGUUUCGCCAAUUAGUGCUCCCACGGGCACGCCAAUGAUUGCCGUUGUAGCGCCCACAGCACGCACAACGCCCAAUAACAACGCGAGUAACAACAAUAAUAACAACAGUAGCAGCAACAAAAACAACCUAAAAGGGAAUCAUUCGCCAAUAAAGGCAUCCGCGAAUAUUUUGCAGCAGCGAAUUCACCCAAUUCCGCAAAUUUAUCAUGCCCUUCCGUUGCAAAUUCAACCGGCAGCUUGGUCGACAGCAGCUCUCGUCGAGCCCGCAUUCCAUUUUGGACCCGGAUUCGAACGUGCCUCGUCCAUUAUGGAAAUUCAGAAUCAACAGCGGCAAAUGACGUGUCCAACGCACGGCACGCAAACCGUUACAUCGACAAGUAAUUCUUCUUCAAGCUCGUCAAAUUCGUCAGCGACGCAGGAACAUGUCGUCUUUUUCACCGUCAGUCAAGGCGUUUCGGUUACAUUUCAGAUCGGGAAUAGCCGAGAAGUGGUGAGAGGUCCCGUUACAGUGCCAAUGGUAUCGCAGGGCGGUUCGCCGCCAAUUCCCAUGCCCGUUCAGGUGCCUCCGGGACACGUGAUGCAACAAAUUGUCGACGAGAAUGGCACAUUGCGACAAGUAAUCCUGUCGACGGCACACAAUCAACCAACGAUUCACCAGCAAGGCGGAAUUCAACAGCACGCAACUAUUCAUGCACCAUUUUUAACUGCCAACGGAACAGCUCCAUUCUACAGUCCAUUACCAGCUGAUUUCGCGGGACCAGCAACGGGACAACACUUUCAUCCGGCAAUGCAGACGGGAGGGCAGCAUUUGCAGGCGCAGAUGUCACAUUCGUCGCCGCAUUCGCCAUCGCCGCCAAGUACCAAUCACUACAAAGAUGAACGUGCGCAACGGCAACACACGAGACUGGUGCGAAAGCUCGAUAAGAAGAAUAAUUCGCGGAAUAUGAGUUCAACAUUGUCGACGCCAGCUCACUCACCCUCGCCUCGAAAGAACGAAUUGAACGGCGUGCAUCGUCAACAACGUUCAAAUGGCACCUCAUCUGUCGGCACAUCCGAAGAUGGCGAAGAAUCGUCUGUGCCCGACGAGGAAGACGAUCAACAGGCAAUUAUCGACCAAUUGGCAACAGUUCAAACCCCAAUUAUCACGGAAUUAACUACUCGUUCGGCGCUUCUGAAAUGGACAAAGCCCGCUUCCACGGAUAACGCUCCUUUGGAUUUCAGUAAUUUAGAGUACGAAAUCCUCCUUUCGCACACAGGAAUUGGGGGGCGUUACAAACGCUUGAUCAAGGGAAAAUCUUUGUCGUGUUGCAUCAAAGAUUUGAGUCCCGGCAGGGAAUAUGCGUGUGUUUUGCAAGUUUAUUACGGCGAAACGCAUUGUUCGAGUUCGGAGCCUUUGGUUUUCUACACGCCAAAAAGCGAGCCGAAUGCCCCGACAGAUAUCAAGUUGACGACACGCACAAAGAACUCGCUUCAGCUGAAAUGGAAUGUGCCCGCAGACAAUGGGGCGCCAAUUUUGUACUACAUACUCGAAUGUGAUAACGGCAAAAACGGCGAAUUUGUGGAAGUUUGCAAGACAAAGUGCAAGCAGUACUGUUACAAUAAACUACAACCGUCGACGGCAUAUCUUUUCCGUUUGGCAGCCGUGAACGAAUGCGGAAGAUCCGCAUAUUCGCCAAUUGUGCGCUUCGAAACGUCAGUUAACCCGCCCCAGCAACCCAUGUCGCCAUAUUUGCAGCACGCCACGUCAUCGUCGUUGCGUCUCGGAUGGAAUCGUCGUCCUACGGAUGACGAAUAUCAACUUCAGUUGUCGGAUUUCCAACAGGGAUACUUUAAUGUGUACGUCGGACCGGAUAACGUGUACGAGUGUGUCGGUUUGCGACGCGCCACAAACUUCCAAUUUAGACUUAGGGUGAAAAAUGAGGCAGGCACGUCGCAAUGGAGUGACGAAGUGGUUUAUUGCACGGCGCCCGAAAGACCCGGCAGACCCAAUAAACCCCAAGUGAAGGGAAAAAUCCAAGCGACGAGUUUCCGUGUGAGAUGGGAUCCGCCGCAUGAUCGCGGAGGCGCCGACAUCAAAUUGUACUACUUAGAAAUUAGUUCGGGUGCUGGAUUUGAGUCGGUUUACGUGGGUCCCGAGACUGAAGCUUUAUGUGAUCGCCUGAGCCCCGGCACGACAUAUCAGGUUCGUGUCAUGUGCGAAGGACCUGCUGGGAUGUCAGGUUCAUCCGAUUAUUGUACGAUUACGACGGAGCCUGUUGUCCCAAAUGCACCUCCUUGUCCUUAUUUGGCGAAUCAACCGGGUCCGUAUGCGGCGAUUUUGCGAUAUGACAAACCCGAUUACAAUGGCGGGGCUCCCGUUACAUCGUUCGAAGUCGAAGUUGAGGGUAGUAACAACAACAAACCGCGCGAAUUAGCGUAUAGCGGAAAGGAGCAAUUUUGCGUCGUCAAAGAUUUGAGACCUGGCGAAACGUAUGUCGUUCAAGUGCGAGCUGUUAAUCGCAUCGGACCCGGCGAAUGGAGUGAAGAAUUUAGAUUUAAGACAGCGCCGGCGCCCGCAGCAGCGCCAUCUGCUCCGACAAUUUGCGCAAAGUCGCCGACGCAACUCUCGAUCUCGUGGCUGGAGCCGUAUACGAAUGGGGCGCCCAUCACGGAAUAUCGCCUCGAGUACUCGCAAACUGAGCAACACGAUGGCUUCUGUGUGGCCUAUCAGGGAGCUCAGAAAUCGACUGAAGUCAAGAAUUUAACGCCAUUCACGUACUACUAUUUCCGCUUGUGUGCCUCGAAUUCGGCAGGCACGAGUCCAUAUUCGCCCGUUGCGAAGCAACAAACGCCCGCCGCACCUCCCGGAAUUCCCGCGUUUGAUGAUUGGGAGAAAUCCGCAUGUGAUAUCCGGCUGACGUGGCAGGCGCCCGAAUGCAAUGGAUCGCCCAUCGUUUAUUACAACAUCGAGUGCAGCGGUAUGGAUCGGCUUAUUUCAACCAGUGAUGCCGCAUGCGAGUAUCUGCUCGAGAACUUGAGCUCCGAAACGACGUACAAGAUACGAAUUCAGGCUGUGAAUCGCGUUGGCACGGGUCUCUUCUCCAAUUAUCUCAAGGUUACGACGCUCCCGUUGCCGCCCAAACCACCAAAACUGGAAUGCGCUCAAAUCAGUUAUAGUUUCAUCAAGCUCAAGUGGGCAGAGGAGAAGCCCUCGGCAUCCACGACGCGUCUCGAUAUCGUGCGGUACUACGUGGAGAUGCAAAAUAAUCGCACGAAGGAAUUUGUCAAUGUUUAUACGGGAAAUCGCGAUACGUGCAAAGUGCACAAGUUGCACGAAUGUCAGUCGUACACGUUCCGCAUCUACGCCGAGACAGAUUGCGCCGGGAUGGGCGACUAUUCUGACGAAGUGACGUUUACCACGCCAGCAGCUUUACCAAAUAGUAUCAAAGCACCUCGUGUUGUUGUUGUCGAUGGCGCGAACAAAGAUGAGGAAAACUCUUCGGCGCACAGUGAAACCUCGACGUCGCUUACACUCGAAUGGCAGCAAAGUAAAAAUAACGUUUUCAACGAUCGCAUCGAGUAUUUGUUGCAGAUGAGCAAGGGAAAGAACGAACAGGAUUAUAAAGAGGUUUAUCGAGGCCCAAACACGCGACACACCUUAACAAACUUGGACUACGACACCGAAUACAAUUUCCGCGUUUGCCCCAUCCGAAUCAUGACAGCGACAGACGACGAAGUUUUUGGUUCCUUCUCACCCGUUUUGCAUCAUACGAUCGCCUUGCAGUCCCUUCACAGCUCGGAUGCCGUUGAUUCGGUGUCAAAUCGCUUGCAUGCCGUUUCCAAUGAUCAUCAUGUUGCAUCAGCGGCACGUCUUUCGUGCUCCUCGGGAUCAACGGAGACACUUUCACGCGAAAACGCUGCUGCCCGAUUGCUCUACAAGAUAACGCAAGUGUACAAAAAUCGCGACAAAUUCACGGACCAUCAAAAGGCAAUUAUUCUCGUCAUUUUCAUGAUUCUCGCGGCAUUGGUUUGCGCUGCUGUCGUCGAAAUGUUUUUGCGGUAAAAAGAAAAAAAAAUUGCAUGGGACAACAAAUAGGAAUUAAUUCAUUAUUAUUUAUAAUUUUUUUUUUUCAACAUCAUAAAAUAUAUUAUAUUAUUAUUAUUAUUAUUGUCAAGAAAAAAUCAAAAGAAUCUACAAAAAAAAAGUUUUAUGUUUAUUUACAACACAAACACACACAAAAAAAAAUAAUAAAAAAAAAUUAAUCUUGUAUUCUCUACUUUUUACAUAUUUACAUAAAAUAUAUGAUAAAAAAUAAAAAAAAAUCUUAUAAAUAAACUUAAAAAAUACGAUGUUAUCCAAAAAAUAAUUAAAAUCAAACUCUCGUAUGUUAAAUGUCUGCACAAAACCUUUUUUCAUAUUUUUAACAUAUACAAUUAAAAAUUUUAUUCCCGCACAAUUCUACAUCCUACACAAAAAAAUCAUCAAAAUUGAUGUUAAUAAUUAAAAUUAAAUGACUGUUCAAAAAAUACAUAAAUUAAAUAUGAUGUUUAAAUAAUACAAAAAAAUUCAUGUGCAAUAGAAUUUAGUCCGAAAAAUAAAUUAAAAUAAAAAAAUACCUAACAAAAAAAUAAAAUAUAAAGAAAAAAGUUGAAUUUUGUCACAAAAUGCUUGUGUCAAUGUUUCUCUACUUAUCUUCCUACCUAAGAAAAAAUAAAAAAAAAAAAAUUAGAACGCUUUUCUACUUACCGAAAUAUUUACCACAAACUUUAUAAAAUAAAAAAAAAAUAUUUUCCAAGCCUAGAAACCGAUACAUUCCUUCAUGAAUAUAAUUUGAAUAUUAUUUAAAAAAAAACUUUAUAUUUUUUUUAAACA